AUGAACAAACACACUUCUCCCAACUAUUCGCCAUCAAAAGAAGAAAAGAUGGGCUUGCUGGAUGAGAGACGGGGCUCAGAUGCUGCAACUGAUACUAGUGACAGCAGCUCGGGCACCGUAACUGGCGCCGGUAUCGCCACGACUCCAUCCCUAUCCCUCGCCGACAGUCGCUUUCAACUUGGCAUUCUUAGCCCUUCUGCCGAUACCCUCAAGGCACCAUUUGGCUUCAUUCGAUCGACGCCGUGGCGGAUUCUCAUUGUUCGCUUUCUUACUUUUCUGAUACCCAGUUUCUUGCAAGGCCGCCAUGCUCGAGAGCAGAUAUGCCCGGCCAAGCUGGCUCCAACGGCGUAUCUUGAUGGCAUGCGUGGCCUGGCAGCGUUGGUCGUCUUCUUUUGUCAUUACUUUUACCAGGCAUUCACUAUUGCCGAGGGAUGGGGCUGCGGCGAGACAAACUACCACAUCCUCAAGCUGCCGUUCCUGCGUCUCUGGUACCAGGGGCCUCCCGCCGUCUGUGUCUUCUUUGUUAUUUCUGGAUAUGCGCUCUCAUACCGACCUAUGAAGUUGAUUCGAAAUGGAGCAUGGCCCGACUUUUCCAACACCAUGAGCUCUUUAAUCUUUCGACGCGGCCUCCGUUUGUAUAUACCCACGGCCAUCUCGACCUUUAUGAUCAUUUGCCUCUUGCGAAUCGGCGCCUACGAGUGGACUCGUGACUUUGCCAACGAUAAGAAGUACAUGAAGAAUAUCGUAGAGCCCCAUCCGGCUCGCAUGGAGCACGCUUUGGCUCAGUACAAGGAUUGGCUCUUGCACAUGUUUAGGUUUAUUCAGGUGUUUAGCUGGGAUAAAUUCGGUGGAAGUACUUCUUACGAUGUUCAUUUGUGGACGAUUCCCGUCGAGUUUCGAUGCUCGCUCUAUCUCUUCCUCACCAUCAUCGGCACGGCCCGCCUACGCACGUCUGUCCGCUGGCUCACAGUUGCUUUGGUCAUGUGGAUUUCAUACCGCAAUAGCCGGUGGGAGCUGGUAUUGUUCUUUGUUGGAAUGCUCAUUGCAGAGAAUGACCACAUUCGUGGUGCGCAUGUCCCAACGCCCAAUCCAGCUUUGCCAAUGGACGAAAAGUCACGGACAACCAAGGCUAAGCUUUGGCCCAUCUUCUGGGCUCUCUUCAGCAUCCUUGGCUUGUACUUGAUGUGCCAGCCGGAUGGCCGAGGUGAAAUCACUCCUGGAUGGAUAUGGCUCUCGUCCCUCAUUCCCAAGUGGUGGAAGGAGGAAAGAUACCGCUACUGGCAAUCGACGGGUGCUGUCAUUUUCAUCAUUGCGGCGAAUCACUCGCCUCGAUGGCAGCGCUUUUUCAACCUGCCAGUGGUCCAAUACUUUGGCAAGAUCUCAUAUGCCCUUUACCUCAUGCACGGACCUGCCAUGCACGUUGUUGGCUACCAUUUCGAGAAGUGGGCAUACGGUGUGACUGGAGUGGAAGGAUACUGGUUUAAUGCUGGAUUCGUCCUGGGUGCGUGCUUCUGCAUUCCCACCGUGGUGUGGUGGGCAGAUGUGUUUUGGAGGGCAGUUGAUAUUCCCACUGUCAAGUUUGCCAAAUGGUUCGAGAGCAAGGUGAUUGUCAAAGCAUAAGAGGCAGAAGAGGCGGACAAGUACGGAGAGGGCAAGCGGCUUCUUUGUUUAGUAUGCAUGAACUAAGGAUUGGCAAUUAGAUGGCGUUUAUAGCGGGUUUUUUCUUUUCUUCUCUUUCAAUCUUUUCAUUUUCUCUCUUCUAGUUCGUUAUGAACAAUAUCGAAAUCUAAAUCUUGGAAUCCAUAUUGUCUCUAUACAGCCGUUUGAACGUCAAUAAUUUCUGAUCUGCACAGUUGCAGCAUCUUCUCAGAUGUACAAAGAAAUAAAAUAAAAUAAAUAAAAAAAUAAAAAAAUCAAUACGUUCCCAUUUCGAAACGCUAGUCCUGGGACUUUAAAAUCCAGAAUCAUGAAUAUUGUUAGGACGCAUUCAGUUGGCGUUGCACCUAAUAACAUGGCUGUUAAUCCCGUUCAUCCCGCGAAUACACCUUUCUACCUCCCACCCAAGUCUCUUUUACUUUGAGAGUCCGCAGCUUCUCGACGUCCAUGUCUUCUAGCGGCUCAUCAAGCACAACCCAAUCCGCAAAUGAGCCUUGUCUGAUGAUGCCCGCGCUAUGCUCCAAGAAGGCUCCAUAGGCAGCAUUCCGCGUGAAU
This is a messenger RNA of Trichoderma atroviride IMI 206040, 2211 nucleotides long. RefSeq lists its product as uncharacterized. Gene Ontology annotation, cellular component: membrane. Gene Ontology annotation, biological process: polysaccharide biosynthetic process. The record is from RefSeq and is a predicted model, not a curated record. Lineage: Eukaryota; Fungi; Ascomycota; Sordariomycetes; Hypocreales; Hypocreaceae. Gene Ontology annotation, molecular function: acyltransferase activity, transferring groups other than amino-acyl groups.